UUUAGUUUAAUCACGAUUUGGGGGCACAAGGCAUCACACGUGGCGAAAUCCUGCCCCUUGAAAGAUAAAGAUUCAAGAAUCUUCUCUCCACAUUCAUUUGAGCUGUUACCACUGAAAAUUUUGGCACAGAUCCCCUUCUCUUUCUCUGUUGCUCACAGUCUAUUUGAAAGUAAUUUCGCCUGAUAAUCUGUGGCAAAAAACCUGAGCCCGAGAUGGCGGAUGAUCACAAGGAAGAGGAGAAAAAGGACGAGUCUUUGAUGGAGAAGAUCGCUGACAAGAUCCACGGCGGCAGUUCAUCGUCUUCAUCGUCGUCGUCGGAUUCUGAGGAUGAUAAGACGUCGUCGUUUAAGGCCAAGGUCUCCCGACUCUUCGGGAGGGAGAAGCCUGUUCAUAGGGUCCUCGGUGGUGGCAUACCUGCUGAUGUGUUUUUAUGGAGGGAUAAGAAGGUUUCGGCAGGAUUGUUUGGUGUGGCCACCUUAAUUUGGGUUCUCUUUGAUGUCCUUGAAUACCAUUUGCUCAGUUUCAUUUGCCACAGUUUGAUCCUUCUGUUGACUGUUCUGUUCUUGUGGUCGAAUGCCUCCACAUUCAUCCACAAAUCUCGUCCAAGAAUCCCGGAAGUGAGUAUCCCUGAAAAGCCAUUGCUCGAAUUUGCCUCUGCUUUGAGGACUGAAAUCAACCGUGGAUUUGCAGUUCUGAGGAAUAUUGCAUCUGGUCGGGAUGUGAAGAAAUUUCUCUCUGUCAUUGCUGGCUUGUGGGUUUUGUCAGUCGUGGGAGGCUUCACCGACUUUUUGACUCUUCUUUAUACAAUUACUGUGCUGCUGUUCACCGUGCCUAUCUUUUACGAGAAGUACGAGGACCAAGUGGACUCUUUUGCUGAGAAGGCACUAGCUGAGCUCAAGAAACAGUAUGCCGUAUUUGAUGCUAAAGUUCUGAGCAAGAUCCCUAGAGGGCCAUUGAAAGGCAAAAAGUGGGAAUAAGUUUAUUGAGUAUGUGUUACUAUAUAUAUAGUUUACUAAAUACUCGACCUAUGCAUGUGUUUAUAAGAAUUUCUUUGUUGUUGGCUAUGGUGAAUUGCUCUUUAAUGGCAUGUUUUCUAGUCUUACAUUGAAUUCAGAAUGGUGUGGUUGGAACGAUUUGGACUUCUGUAAUCGACAUGUUCAACGGUUUGUUUGGUAGUGGAUUUUUCUUGUUUAAAAUGCUCAAGUAUUGUGAAGAAUAUUGUUAUUGCUCCAAGAAGACUACCUUGUAUAUAUGCUAAUAAGAUGAGGUAGAGAUAUAAAAGGCAGUAACUUUGAACUUGAAAAGAUGUUAUUCAAUUUUUGUAGUCUUAUACUAAGUUUGUUCUUUCAAUUUUCUUCAAAUUUUGUAGUUGUA
Molecule: messenger RNA, 1374 nt
Organism: Striga asiatica
Lineage: Eukaryota; Viridiplantae; Streptophyta; Magnoliopsida; Lamiales; Orobanchaceae
Source: the annotation of a GenBank genome assembly